Messenger RNA from Vollenhovia emeryi, 1904 nucleotides. RefSeq lists its product as uncharacterized. The record is from RefSeq and is a predicted model, not a curated record. The transcript is spliced from 6 exons. The coding region runs from base 286 to 1617 and encodes 443 amino acids. Gene Ontology annotation, biological process: negative regulation of phosphatase activity. Gene Ontology annotation, molecular function: phosphatase binding. Lineage: Eukaryota; Metazoa; Arthropoda; Insecta; Hymenoptera; Formicidae.
UUUUGCAAUGACGAUUGUAUUCUGCGAUAUGACGAGGAUUCUCCACUAAGAUCCUCGACUGCCGUUCCGAUUUUAGAGUCUGGUUGGCGCUUGAAAUAUAUAUAUAUGUAUAUAUAUACUUGCAUGUAGAACUAUAUCUUCCUAGAAUCAAUAAUUUGACUCUGUUAUACCUUCAUAGUGAUUAGAAGGAAAGCGUGUCUAUUUCUAGAAACCGAUAACCUGGAAAUCUCACUAUGUAAAUUGUAGGCAGACAACUAUGAUGUUUCUGUAAUAUAAUAGCUCACCAUGGGCGAGAGGCACUUUGUGUGGGAUGAAAUUUCAGAAGGAUUGAUUCUGUCAAGUGCGACAAAGGCGGAGGACGAGCAAGCCAGGCGACGAAAGAAACUAGUCACCGUCGUCCAGACGUCGGAAAUUUAUUGCCCGCAUGCUUAUUUGAUUUUGUCCUAUCGGGAAGCAUUAAAUGACAGCGAAAGGAUCAAAUUCCGAAAGCAUUAUCUGAGAAAAGUGACGCCGGAUGAGCCGGACAUCAUCAUCCUGCAGGAUAUCAAGGACCUCGUGCUCUUCCUCCUCGUGACGUCGGUCAGUCCGCAGUUCAUAAACUUCCUCCACUUGCCGGUCGCGGACCGAUUUCUGAGGGCGCUGAUCGUCUACUUUCAACGCUACGUGGAGAUAUGGGAGGACCUGGUGCAGGAGCGGGCGGCCACCAUGAGGAAGGCGCCGAAUCCGCUGGCGCGUGGACACAGGUCCCGAUACGCCGACGAGAUGCACACCCUACGUUGUGUUCUGGGUAGGGAGUAUGCGGAUCUGUUGCUAGGCUGCCGGGAUGGGCCCCGGUACCACCACAUGAUGACCGGCGAAAGACGUGCGGCCACGCAGUCGCAGGGCGAGAAAGACCUGCGGAUCUACGAGGCGUUGAUAAGCGUAGCUCAUCGGAUCGUGUGGAUAGCGUUGCGACGAAAACACUACACCCUGAUCGAGCUAGAGCUGCAUAGAUUACUCCGAACCGAGGCAUACAACACCGCGCAAAGGCAAAGCGGCAGCCGCCUCGUUCAGGAUAUGCUCGAGGACGAUAUUUGUAUAUUACACGGGCGCGAGACGCCGUUGAAAAGCCGGAAAUUACUGAGAAAUUCCCCCUUGCCUCGCGAGCUGAUGUACGCGGAUUGCGACUAUCGUCUUUUAUCGUUAGGGGUAGCAGAUAUCGACCUGUAUCAUCCAAAAAUCGCUUAUCUGAAGAACGCCCUUCUUGUCGACGAGGAGAUGUUAUCUCAGUUGAAGAUCAAAGUAGGCAUACUGGGUGACAAUCGUUCGGAUUACGAUAUUAUGUUAAUGCCGUACGAAUCGGAGGAACCGGCGGAACCUACGGAGCUUGGUUUGCUCGACAAAAAGUCGUUGGACACGCGAAGGAGCAUCUUCGUAUCUAGAGUCUUGGAACAAAUCGAGGAGAUCGAGAGCUUGUCCGAGGAAGUAAUCGAGGAAUUUCCAGUGAGGGAGAUUCAGGAGUCGAGCGAGAGAUACGACAGGAUUCGAGAGAAGGCCCGGAUAAAGUGGAUCCUUCGAGAAAUAAAACGCGAACGCAAAGCGGCCGACACUUAUUCUAUAGCGACAACUUUGGAUUGAAUAUCGGGAGAAUUUUAUACAGAACUAAAGUGGCAAUUAUACAGGGUGAAGAAAAAUAUGGAAACCCUGAAAAAUCUCAAAAAUAUAAGUUUAAGACAAAAAUGUUUCAGACAAAAGUUGUUCAAGAUAAUGGGGGUCAUCUAUCUGUGUAACUAGCUUUGACCUUGAGACUACUUUUCAAGGUUAUUUGAAGGUCAGAGUGGUUUUUUAAAAUGGGAAUUCCUAUUUUUUAUUACAUAUUCUUAUAGCUUACCUCGAGAGCUUUCCAAAACGCUAUAAUAAAGUAU